Molecule: messenger RNA, 2619 nt
Organism: Mercenaria mercenaria
Lineage: Eukaryota; Metazoa; Mollusca; Bivalvia; Venerida; Veneridae
Product: methylcrotonoyl-CoA carboxylase subunit alpha, mitochondrial-like
Exons: 16
Coding region: 119-2251 (710 amino acids)
Cellular component (GO): mitochondrion
Molecular function (GO): ATP binding; methylcrotonoyl-CoA carboxylase activity; metal ion binding
Source: RefSeq, a predicted model, not a curated record
GCGUGUUUUUGAUGUUGUAAGCGACGGAUAAUGUCUGCUUCCGUCUCAAAAAAAUAUUUUUCUUAAUUUUGCAAUUGUAUCGAUAUAAAUCGUGCGAUUUCGUUGUCAUCUUGUCAGAAUGAAUACGAUAAUAAAUCCACUUUCAAAAUUUAACAGACUGUCUCUGCUGAUACUUCAGAACAGGAAGCUUUCUAACAAAUCAUCAAUAGAGAAGAUUCUGAUAGCUAACAGGGGAGAGAUAGCAUGUCGAGUGAUCAAAACAGCUAGAAGUCUGGGUAUCAGAACUGUCUCCAUAUACAGUGAGGCUGAUAAAAAUGCGCUACAUGUUUCAAUGGCUGAUGAAGCUUACCACAUAGGUCCGGCUGCAGCGAGCCAGAGCUACCUCUGCCAGGACAAAAUCAUUGAUGUAACCAAGAGGUCUGGGGCGCAAGCCAUCCAUCCAGGGUAUGGGUUCUUGUCAGAGAACGUAGAAUUUGCUGAACUUUGUGGAAAUCAGGGUAUUAUCUUUAUAGGACCACCCUCCACAGCAAUCAGGGACAUGGGUAUUAAAAGUACAUCCAAGGCUAUUAUGUCAGCAGCAGGUGUUCCUGUUAUAGAAGGUUACCAUGGUGAUGACCAAUCAGAUUCUAGAUUGAAACAGGAAGCGGCUGCCAUUGGCUACCCAGUUAUGAUCAAAGCUGUCCGAGGUGGAGGUGGAAAGGGUAUGAGAAUAUCCAUGACAGAGUCAGAGUUUGAUGAACAACUUGAAUCAGCACGGAGAGAAGCUAUGAAAUCAUUCGGAGAUCAAGUCAUGCUUAUAGAGAAAUUUGUAGAAAUGCCAAGACAUGUAGAGGUGCAGGUGUUUGGAGAUCAGCAUGGGAAUUAUGUGUAUUUAUUUGAGAGAGACUGCAGUGUUCAGAGACGACACCAAAAAAUCAUAGAGGAGGCACCUGCACCAGGUCUAAGUGAGGAGACAAGGAAAGCUAUAGGAGAAGCUGCAGUAAGAGCUGCACAGGCGGUCAACUAUGUGGGAGCAGGCACAGUGGAGUUUAUCAUGGACAAAAAUCAGAAAUUUUACUUUAUGGAAAUGAACACUAGAUUACAGGUUGAACAUCCUGUAACUGAAAUGGUCACUGGUACUGACCUUGUGGACUGGCAGAUAAAGGUUGCUGCAGGAGAACAGUUACCUGUCACACAAAAUGAUAUUAAGUUAAAUGGACAUGCAUUUGAGGCACGUAUAUAUGCAGAGGAUCCAAACAACAGCUUUAUGCCAGGGGCUGGACCUUUGUUACAUUUGUCACCCCCACAAUCAGACAGCAACACCAGAAUAGACACUGGUGUUAGGCAAGGGGACGAGGUGUCGGUACACUAUGAUCCAAUGAUAGCAAAGUUAAUAGUAUGGUCAGAGGAUAGAGAGUCUGCAUUAAGGAGAUGUCGCUCAGCACUGAUGGAGUACCAGGUACUUGGAUUAAACACAAAUAUUCAGUUUUUAUCUGACCUUGCCAAGCAUCCGGAGUUUAUGAAAGGCAAUGUGCAUACAGACUUCAUCCCCCAGUUCUCUCAGGACCUGUUUCCAGAACGUGUAACCAGUACCACAGCAGUUUGUCAAGCAGCUGUUGCUAUGGUGCUACAACAAGCGCAGAAAGUUAAAGAACUGGCCAAAAAUACUCAGGACCCUUUUUCACCAUUCUGGAUGUGUACUGCAACCAGAGUGAACCAGAACCCAACAAGAUGGAUUAAUCUGCUUGAUGGAGAUAAAGAGUUGAAGAUAGAAGUAAUAACAAAUUUGGAUGCAACAUACACUGUUAACUUUGCCGGUCAAAGCUACACAGUAUCUGCUAGUUUAAAACAGUCAGAGGAUAGAACAAAUAUUUUAACUGUCAUAGAUGGUGUGAAGACACAGGCUUGUGUUGUAAAUGUGGGAAACUCUCUACAUUUGUUCACAUCGGAAGGUCAACAUGAGUUGAAGCUACCUAUACCAAAGUUUAUGUUAUCCACUGCUGAUGCUGGUGGCUUAGGUGAUGCUGUUUCUCCGAUGCCAGGGGUCAUAGAGAAGGUCACUGUAACCCCUGGGGCUCAGGUGGAAAAAGGAGACCCCCUAGUCAUUAUGAUAGCUAUGAAAAUGGAGUAUGUUAUAAGGGCUCCAAAGUCAGGUGUUGUAGAGUCAGUAUUCUAUAAAGUUGGUGAUACUGUGCAAAAAGGUGUUGCUCUUGUUCAUUUCAAAGAAGAUCAGUCAGAGGGCCAAUCAGCAGAUGACAGUAACACAGACUGACCAAUCAGAAUGGAUUUCAGACUUUAAAUAGACUGACCAAUCAGAAUGGAUUUUGGACUUAAAACCAGUAUAGAGAUUAAAGUUAUGUGAUUACAUUUUUCAGUUCAGCUGAACAGCAGCUGUAACAAAUUGUGUGUUUUUUGUUACAUAUCAGUGACCACUUCACAUGCCAUUUUAAAAUGGUUUGAAAGGAAGUUUAAAGACCCUUGAAGAGGCAUGGCUGUGUUUGUAAAUGACGAUAACAACAGUUUCCUAUGCAUUUUUAGCUACAUAGUACUGUGUAGAGUUGAUUUGUAAAUUUGAAAUUCUACAAAAGUGCUACUAUUAUUUAUUACCAAAAAAUAAAGUACAUGUAUAUAACUACUUAA